Messenger RNA from Elgaria multicarinata webbii, 1794 nucleotides. It is a transcript of the gene GFAP, whose product is annotated as glial fibrillary acidic protein. Gene Ontology annotation, molecular function: structural constituent of cytoskeleton. Gene Ontology annotation, cellular component: intermediate filament; cytoplasm; cell projection. Lineage: Eukaryota; Metazoa; Chordata; Lepidosauria; Squamata; Anguidae. The transcript has 9 exons. Bases 58 to 1404 code for a protein of 448 amino acids. The record is from RefSeq and is a predicted model, not a curated record. Gene Ontology annotation, biological process: regulation of chaperone-mediated autophagy; intermediate filament organization.
AUAAAACCCAUUGCAGCACACAAAGAAGACUGCAGAGCCUAGAGAAGAGAUCUGACAAUGGAAGGGCAGAGACUGUCAUCCUACGGAAGACGCUUCGGCUCUCAAACCACCUCUGUCCACCAUGCCCUCAGGUUCUCACCAGGCCUCAGGAACCUGCCUUCAAGUCCCACUACCCGGGUCUCCAUCACCAAAUUGAAGACCUCUAGUCUCAAUUUUCAUGCUCGCCCCAAGUUCUUCUCAGACAAGGUGGAUUUUUCCUUGGCUGAUGCCCUCAACACCGAAUUCAAAGAGACCCGCACCAAUGAGAAGGUGGAGAUGAUGGAGCUGAACGAUCGCUUUGCCAGCUACAUCGAGAAAGUCCGUUUCCUAGAACAGCAGAAUAAAGUUCUGGUGGCUGAGCUCAACCAAAUACGAGACAAGGAGCCCACCAAGCUGUCUGACAUCUACCAGGAUGAGAUGAAGGAGCUACGCCAUCAAGUAGACCAACUCUCUAACUCUAAAGCCCGGCUAGAGAUCGAGAGAGACAACAUGCUAGAGGACCUCAACAGUUUCCGGCAGAAGUUACAGGAUGAAAAUAAUCUGCGCUUUGAAGCUGAAAACAAUUUGUCUUCCUACCGACAGGAUGUUGAUGCUGCUGCAUUAGCCCGGAUAGACCUGGAACGCAAAAUCGAAUCACUGCAGGAGGAAAUCAGCUUCCAAAAAAAGGUCCAUGAUGAGGAGUUGCGGGAGCUGCAGGAGCAGCUGCAGCAGCAGCAGCAGCAAGUACAUCUCGAGAUGGACCUGGCCAAGCCAGACUUGACAUCUGCCCUACGUGAGAUCCGCAUUCAGUAUGAAUCCAUGGCCUCAAACAACAUGCAUGAGACUGAGGAAUGGUAUAAGUCCAAGUUUGCAGACCUGACUGAUGCAGCGGCACGAAAUAUUGAGGCCUUACGCUUAGCCAAGCAAGAAGCCAAUGAGUAUCGCCGGCAACUGCAGGCCCUCACCUGUGAUUUGGAGUCCCUGAGAGGAUCAAAUGAAUCCCUGGAGAGGCAGCUGAGGGAGAUGGAAGACCGCUACGUUCUUGAGACUGCCAGUUAUCAGGACACAGUGAUUCAUUUGGAGGAAGAUUCACGAAGCCUUAAGGAGGAAAUGGCUCAUCACCUUCAGGAAUACCAGGACCUCCUCAAUGUCAAAUUGGCAUUAGACAUUGAGAUUGCCACCUACCGCAAACUCCUAGAGGGAGAGGAAAGCAGGAUCACCAUCCCAGUGCAAACCUUCUCCAACCUUCAGAUUCGAGAAACCAGCCUGGACACAAAGUCUGUUUCUGAGGCCUACUUGAAGAGGAGCCUUCUGGUCAAAACAGUGGAGACAAGAGAUGGAGAGGUGAUCAAGGAGUCCACCCAGGAGCACAAGGAAGUGGCAUAAAGCAGGCGGCUGUGCAGUAAAAACCACAUGAAUGGAGCAUGGAAACUUGUAGCUAUAGAAUGCUAGAUGCGCUUCACUUCUUUCUGAUGCUUCACUGCCAUGGUCCAAAAGCAGCUGCAGAUAUUGCAGCAAUCACAAUGAAUAUGCCAGUGCUGGAGAAGCAGCAAGGGCUGGGAAACAUCUGCAAAUCUAACUAUUAAUGUGAGAAAAUAACCAGCUGCAAAUCAGGCCUCAGUUUGGAGUCGAUUCCCAUUUCUCAUCUUAUGUGCUUUAAUCACUCUGCCCUUUAUAGUGUCCAAACAGGCACAGUCUUUAGACUGGGCCGUAGCUGAUUUUGAUAUCAUCUUUGCCAUAAUAUCAAAACCUGAUCUCUCUCAAUAAACCUACUAA